AUGUCCUCACCUUUCUCAAUAAAUGGCGGUGCCUGCGUGGCUAUGGUUGGAAAGGACUGCGUAGCUAUCGCCUGCGACCUACGCCUCGGUCUGCAAGCCCUCACCGUGUCGAACAACUUCCCGAAAAUCUUCAACUAUGGCGAUGUCUACCUCGGCCUCACAGGCCUCGCAACCGACGUCUCAACCGUCUCCGAUCUUUUCCGCUACAAAGUUAAUAUGUACAGGCUCCGUGAGGAGCGCAACAUUAGUCCACAGACCAUGGCCAACCUGGUUAGCAGCUCGCUUUAUGAGAAGCGAUUUGGACCGUAUUUCAUUAGUCCAGUGAUCGCAGGUAUCAAUCAUACGACAGGAAAGCCGUUCAUCUGCGGAUUUGACAGCAUUGGGUGCAUAGAUUUUGCGAAGGACUUCAUCGUGAGCGGUACAGCGAGCGACCAGUUGUUUGGUACAUGCGAGGGACUUUGGGAACCCAAUUUGGGCCCAGAGGACCUCUUCGAAACAGUUUCACAAGCUCUGCUCAAUGCGGUCGACCGUGAUGCACUAUCUGGUUGGGGCGCACACGUCUACAUCAUCGAGAAGGAUAAGGUCACCAAACGCUUACUAAAGGGAAGACAGGAUUGA
This is a messenger RNA of Pseudovirgaria hyperparasitica, 618 nucleotides long. Its product is annotated as proteasome subunit beta type-3. The record is from RefSeq and is a predicted model, not a curated record. Gene Ontology annotation, cellular component: proteasome core complex; proteasome core complex, beta-subunit complex. Lineage: Eukaryota; Fungi; Ascomycota; Dothideomycetes; Acrospermales; Acrospermaceae. Gene Ontology annotation, biological process: proteasome-mediated ubiquitin-dependent protein catabolic process. The coding region runs from base 1 to 618 and encodes 205 amino acids. The transcript is spliced from 4 exons.